Molecule: messenger RNA, 2028 nt
Organism: Venustampulla echinocandica
Lineage: Eukaryota; Fungi; Ascomycota; Leotiomycetes; Helotiales; Pleuroascaceae
Exons: 4
Coding region: 1-2028 (675 amino acids)
Biological process (GO): biosynthetic process
Source: RefSeq, a predicted model, not a curated record
AUGGGGAGCGCCAACUACCACGCACGAAUUCGUUUCCAUGAUGGCUCUCCUUCAUGGCUACUCCGAGUUCUACGUGUUGCCAGCUUCGCUGUUAGUCUACCGUCUUCGCUGGUUGAGAACCUUGUACUUAGUGAAUAUGCAACCCUAAAGUUUCUUGAAACUAUCACAGUACCUGCACCUCGAGCAUUGGGUUACGGCAUAUGUAGACCUAGAACAGACCAUGGUACUGGCGUCAGCUUCAUCCUCAUGGAAGAACUACGGGGAACACCAUGGAUAGAUAAGCCAGGAGUGUCCAGCGGCGAGGCCAGUGAGAACGAAAAGGCAAGGGUCUGGAGAGGUGUUGCGGACAUUCUGAUGGAGUUAGAAAAACACCCUUUUCCUAAGGCUGGUUCCCUAUGCCUGCAAUCAUCUGAAAUCGAGGUAUCGGCCGUUGCGAGCGACAGGUUCCUCGUCCUCACCCCAACAGGUCCAUUUGCUACAUCUACCGCCUAUUAUACUGCCUUCGCUGAGCAGUAUUUGGAGCUCAUCGUAGACGGCCAGCUAUACACUGAACAUCCUAUCAAUGCUUAUCUAGUGUACCGCUUCUUAAGGGAUAACGCGAUCCAAUUAGUCUCGCAAGAAGAAAACCAAGUGACAGAGAGAUUCUACUUGAAGCAUGUCGACGACAAAGGCGGCCACUUACUCGUCGACGAGCAGCUGAACAUCACCGGCAUUAUUGACUGGCAAAUGGCACGUAUUAUACCUCGACACGAAGCUUUUGGACCAUCGCUUGUUACAGCAGAUAUGGCCUCCCUGUGUAAUGGGAAGUCCUCAUUCAGCCCUAACGAUCUUGUACUAGCUGAUAUUCUACGGAGAAGAGGACUAUCUGAUCUGACCAGCAAUAUAACUGAUGAAAAGGAUUCGCGAAAGUCGCGCUUGUGUGCAUAUGCAACUACUCCAUAUGGCGCGCCGGCACCUCAUCCUUCUCAAAUAACAGCUACCGACGUUAAUGGAGCGAGAUCCUAUUGCGCUGGUCUUCUGCAGAAGUUCGACUCGCCAUCAUACGUCCUCCAAACUUUCAUCCCAGCUUCUGCGAAAGAUGCCUACCUCGCCAUACGGGCUCUCAAUAUUGAGCUUGCCAGAAUACCAGAUCUAGUCUCCAAUCCAACCGUUGGUGCACUUCGAAUGCAGUUUUGGCGGGAUAAUUUGACUCGAACGUUCGCCGGAACGCCGCCAAAAGAGCCUGUUGCGAUCCUCCUCCAUACCGCCCUCCAAUCCCUCAGAUCACGGCAUCCGGGUCUCAGCACAAGCGUCAUGAAGGGGUGGUUUAUGAGGAUAGUAAAUAUCAGAGAGCAAUAUAUGGACAAUCGACCGUUCACUACGAUAGAUGCUCUCGAGACGUAUGCGGAAAACACAUAUUCGACGUUGCUCUACUUGACCCUAGCGACGAUACCAUUGAACUCAAUGUCAACAGAUCAUGUCGCCAGUCACAUUGGGAAGGCCACUGGGAUUGCUGCGAUACUUAGAGGAUUGCCGCUCCUUGCGUUCCCACCACCCCCGAACCAUCAUAGUAAUAACGCAGCUUUUAGUGGCGCUCUCGGCGGCAGCGUUGGUGGGCGCCAGGGAGCUGUGGUUCUGCCAUUAGAAGUGAUGGCAGAAGCUGGAGUGAGAGAAGAGGAUAUUUAUAGGCAGGGCGCCGACGCUCCUGGCCUUAGGGAUGCCGUUUUUACAAUAGCCACAAGGGCGAAUGACCACCUGAUCACAGCUGGAGAGAUGUUGAAGAAUUUAAAACAAGGAGAAGAUGCGGGUCACGCGUUCGAACAUGAAGGCGAGGAUGGCCACCAAUAUGCGGAACGGGGCAUCUCUGGCAAAUCCCAAAUCGACGAACUGGAGAUGGGAUUUGGUGUCUUGAUGCCAGCUGUAUCCACCAGGCUCUGGCUAGAGAAGUUGGAGAAAAAUGAUUUUGAUAUCUUCAAGCCAGAAUUGCGAGCUAGAGAGUGGAAGUUACCCUGGAAGUCAUACUUGGCAUAUUCUAGGCGAACAAUAUAG